Gymnodraco acuticeps is the source of this 4204-nucleotide messenger RNA. RefSeq lists its product as uncharacterized. Gene Ontology annotation, biological process: proteolysis. Gene Ontology annotation, molecular function: cysteine-type peptidase activity. The transcript has 10 exons. Bases 2809 to 3963 code for a protein of 384 amino acids. The record is from RefSeq and is a predicted model, not a curated record. Lineage: Eukaryota; Metazoa; Chordata; Actinopteri; Perciformes; Bathydraconidae.
AUUCAGAUUAAAUUAAAAAAAUUAUGUUUUUUUAUUUUUAUUAACCUAGCUGAAGUUAGUUAGUAUUUGAUCAACUGAAAUGUUACUGAAUUAAAACUACAAACAAAUGUUAUUUGUUCCUGUGAUGUAAUAUUACACAUUUUAAAAUGACAAAUGACUAUUUUUGCAAACCAAAACAAAAACCCAACUUAGUGUUACAUAUUUGAACACAGUUUUUUAUUAUAUGUGCUUCUAAAAAGUUUACUUUUUAUCUUUUUAUAUUGAGAAAAACUAUUUCGCUUUGCCUUUCCUCCUUUAGGUUAGAGGAAGUUUGAAAAUAAUGGGAAGAGUUAAAAAAGGAAAGAGGGCCCAGAGGAAGGACUUAUGGGCAAUGGCUGGUGGAAUGGAAGCAUUGGUCCGAGGACUGAAGAGUGUUCACAUUACCAAAAGAGAUACAGGACAUUCUUCAUAUAUUUGGUCGGAACUCGCUAUAAUCCUUUUUGGUCAUGAUGAUAAGAAACACCGUCAUUGGCUGUGGGUUGUAUGGACCAACAAUCGAAAAGGAUUGAGGGAUUUGAUCAAUAAACGUCAAAAAUCAUUAGAGCAGAAGGAAGUUCAGGUAAUGGAGGAAAAUCAAAACGAGAGAGAUGUUGGAGGGGAAUGUUCUGAAGACUGUCUUUCAAAGGACUUGCCUCUGAGCAUGAUUCAGCAUAAGGUAUCAGAUGAGGACAUAGACAAGAAUGAGGCAGAAGACAAACAACAAAGGAUGUCUUCUCAGAGUGGACUUGAAGAUGACCAGUUAUCAGAUGAGGACAUAGACAAGAAUGAGGCAGAAGACAAACAACAAAGGAUGUCUUCUCAGAGUGGACUUGAAGAUGACCAGUUAUCAGAUGAGGACAUAGACAAGAAUGAGGCAGAAGACAAACAACAAAGGAUGUCUUCUCAGAGUGGACUUGAAGAUGACCAGUUAUCAGAUGAGGACAUAGACAAGAAUGAGGCAGAAACUGAAGAACAGAAUUUGCAAAGAGGAGCACAAGAUGUCAAUAAAAACACAGGCACCAAAACACAUUGGCGGAAGUUGCCAGUAGUAUCUAAAAGGUUCGGAAUAACAGUAAAUAGAAAGAAAUGGCAAAAGAUUGUUCCUUUGACGGGUUCAAACAAACUGAGGCAACCGUGGACCGACGUGUUGUACAAGAGUUUCCGAGAGAAAAAUCCCUGUUGUACGCUUGCCUUCAAGAGUCACCACAUAAAAACUCCCAACAGCAGGAAAAUUAAAAGUCCGUACUUAAACAUCUGUGCAGUUUGUACAUUCCCUUCCUGCAGGGCCAAAUUCUUCUUUAAAAUCCAAAAUCAGCCAGUGGGAGACACCCUUGUUAAAAUAUCUGUGCUGCAAAGAGGGAAAAUGGCACACAAAGCAAAUGAGACAAAAUUCCGACCAGCAGCAAACAGAAGAAGAGGCAGAAUUGCAAGAGCCCUGCAUAAAGGAGUGAGUCAAGUAUUUUACAGUAAACUUAAAAAAACACCUGUUGCUGAACUGAUUUCAGGAAACAUAAGCCGUAGUCUGAACAAAAAUGUUCUCAAAGUGAUACGUUCAGAAGUAAGAAGAGGUAAAAGAAUCCAUGAGGAUGUUUUCAUGGAGAUGUACCUCACACAAAUGAUCAUUAAGGAAUGUGACUCAAAUGAUCGCAGGAUGCCUGGGUACAUACAGCAUUUUCAAGUUGACCCAUUUGGAGUACAUAUGUAUUCUGAAACCGGAGUAAACAUAGUUGUGCAACACCUGAGAAAGAAGAAACCGCUGACCCUAUAUCUAGAUGCUACAGGUAAUGUUGCAUCCAAAGUUCCAGGUCAGACCAAAAGAGUGCUUUAUUACUGCCUCACUCUUCCUGGAGGUGGUCAGCAAGUACCUCCCCUCCCAGUCUGUGAAAUGCUGACAAAUGAACACUCCAUUCCACCAAUCACAUUCUGGCUAAUGCAGUUCCUCCGCAAACUGUCACAGUACACUAACAUAAAAGUACAUCAGGUAGAAACAGACUACAGCUGGGCCCUGCUCCAAAGUGUUCUCCUUUCUUUUAACAAAGAGAGCAUUGUCAGUUACUUGGACAGGGCUUUCGCUAUCUGUUCAAAGCUGAAGUCAUGGAAGGAAAUCAAAAUGUUGACAGUGCUACACAUUUGCUCUGCACACGUGCUGAAAGCUGUAGCUCAGUCAAUUGGGAGAAGGACUGCAGACAAGGGUUUGAAGGAAUUUGCAACAUUUGCAUUUGCGAGGUUGCAAAAUGCUACUUCAAUGACCACAGCACUACACAUCUUCCGCUCACUGUGCACUGUGUUGAUUGGAAAGCACAAUUCCAAUGCUGUCCUGAUCCAUCUGAAAGCCAUGAAGGACUUCAUAAAAGAAUGCAGGAUUCCCGACAUGGAAGAGGGGGACAAGUUAGGAGACAGUCCCUUAACUCAGGAGGAAGAUGAUGAAGAAAGAAGAAAUGCCCACACAAUUGUUGGCAGAUCUCCCUUCACAUAUGAGUUUAGGAAGGUCAUGGAGGAGGUACAGGAGAGCUUGAAAAAGAGGAGGUCGAAACCCCACAGGAUGAAAAUCCAUACUUUUGCCCUGGCAUUGUUGAUGUCCUUUUUGACAACUAUCUAGGGAUUUUUCCCCUUUGGAGUGGGCUGCUGUUGGGGAAUUUGAAAAGAUAUGCAACUGACACAGAGGAAGACACAUUUGGCCAAAGUAAAACAAGGGACACAAACUGCCAUGUGGAGAGAUGGUUUGGAAUAGUCAAACAUUCUAUUCUAAAAAAGCAGAGACGACUGAGGCCAGCGACAUUCAUCAGAAAGAUGUAUGGCUCUCUCCAGGGGAGGUACAGAGAACACAUAAUGGCACAUCACUUAUCUGAGCAGUUACUCCUCAAAACUUUGCUACCAAAAGACAUCAGUCAAUCUAAGGGAGGUUGGGCAAAGAGAGAUGGAGCAAAGCCUCGCACUUCCAGCUCCAAAUAUUACACCACUCCAGACAUUCUUCCAGUUCCAAAAAGAGCAAAGUUAACUCUGAACACUGGUGAAGAUAUUCAGAGCAGCACAGAUGUGGAGAACAGCAGCAACCCCACAAGUAAAGGGUCCAAGCCUGCAACAGAGGUUGAUGCCCUUUGGACAUGCAAACCAACUGAAGUUGUUGUGGCUGUUGUAAGACAUGCUGAAGAGAAGCAUAAUUUCACCCUGAGGCACAGAGAAUUUCAGAGUUUGAGACCUGACGAACUCAUCAUAGGCGAGGUAAUGGAAUGUUACAUUAGAGGCAUCCUCAACCUGAAGGAUAAUGCUGGCCGUCUAUAUCUCCUGGAUCACUACACCAUGGGUGUAAUCCUACACGGCACCCGAGAGCAGAUAGCCAGGCAAGAGCUAAAAAAGGUGACAUUUGAUCUCUAUGAUGGAGCCAUUGGAUUUGUCAAUAUAAGAAAUGUGCACUGGAAGUUUGUGUACCUCCAUGCCCUUUCAAACCACAUUUAUGUGGUUGAUCCUCUGCAAGGGUCAAAUGAAGUUGAGGACUCCAGAAAGGCUGCUUACAAAUUUGGAGAGUAUUUCAAGAUGCGCCGGAACAGACUGGGAAAAGAGGACUGGGUUAGCAUCAAAUGGCAGCCUGGAAAAAUAACCCACACCUUCCAGAAAGAUGCCACCAGUUGUGGAGCCUUUGUCAUGCAGAUGGCCAAGAUGACAGUGAAGGAAUUUCCCAAAAUUCCAAAGACGUUUCACAUCAAGUCAUCACAACAUCUACGAAGAGACAUGGCAGAAGAAAUUCUCAGAGGAUCAGUUUCAAAGGAUGACUUCUGUUCCUUCUGUGGAAUUGAGGACCUGCCCACAACUGCUGUUGAUGCUGUUUGGAUUCAGUGUGAAACUUGUGGGAGAUGGUUUCACACGCAGUGCCUCGGAAUGCCUGCUGCACGAAUACCCAAAAAGAAUACCCCGUGGUAUUGUGUUUUGUGUAUCCUCACAAACUAAAGAGGCUAGAGAUUGCCUACCCGGUUCCGACCCUGCCUGUCCCCGACCUGCCUGCUCUGCCUGAUCCCUGAUCCUGCCUGUACCUCCGUUGACCGCCUCGCCUGCUCCCUGACCCUCUGCCCGGCCCUGACUCACCUUCUGCCCGCUGUCCUCUGGUUCGUUUGCCUGCCCAUCAUCCGGCUGAUACUGUUCUGUUAUCCCUCUGCUCUGGUAUUAUUACAAAUAAAGUUCAUUACCAAUA